Molecule: messenger RNA, 6172 nt
Organism: Macrobrachium nipponense
Lineage: Eukaryota; Metazoa; Arthropoda; Malacostraca; Decapoda; Palaemonidae
Product: mRNA export factor Gle1-like
Exons: 8
Coding region: 151-2208 (685 amino acids)
Biological process (GO): poly(A)+ mRNA export from nucleus
Cellular component (GO): cytoplasm; nuclear pore cytoplasmic filaments; nuclear pore
Molecular function (GO): translation initiation factor binding; phospholipid binding; inositol hexakisphosphate binding
Source: RefSeq, a predicted model, not a curated record
CUAAAGCUCCGCCAAAGAAGAAGAGAGGGAGACCCACAAUACAAAUGUUUACAUUUAUUUUUAGUUCAAGUUGACAGUGGAGUAGAUUUAUGUUGAAGUGUUGAAUGUUGCAAUCCUGAACUUUGCGAAGAACUUUAGGUUCACUCAGAUAUGGCAUCAGAAGAUCCAACAGACCUAAAAAACGUAUUGAGUGCUCUAAAUACUAGCAAAAAUUUGACCCAUUGGCACAAGCCGCCUAAAGAUUUCGGACCAGAUAACCCAGAGUACUCAGAUUACAACAGGAAUGACCUAACAGAUCCAGGGGAUCUUAGUCUUGUUAGUUUUACUGAAGAGUUUGCCUUUGGUGAUGAUUCAUCUAGUGAUGAUGCAGUUGAUGGAAAUACUGAAGAGGAUGAGAAUGAAGAUGAACAUCAUUCUGAUGUUGACUUAAUGCCAGAUGUCGUUACAUCACAGGAUUGGAUGGAUCCUGCAGAAGAAAUCAAAGACAAUGAUAGACACCCAUCCCUCAGGACAGCUGAAUUAGCACGUCACCAGAACUGUGUGUUAAUGAAAAUACAAGAUUUGCAACUUGAAGAAGAGUGCAGAAAAACUUCAGAUCAAAAGGUGGUCUCUUGUUAUCAAAAGUACCUGCUCCAACUAAAGGAAAUUAGGCGGCAGCAUCGGUCACAGUACAAACAGUAUUGCAAGGAGCGUGAUGAGAAUCUUGAAUUGGAGGUAAAAAGAUUGCAAAAGCAGAAAGAAGAAAUACGCCGUACCAUUCAGCAGAAUGACCUUGAAUAUGACAAGUAUAUCGAGCAGAAAUCAUUGGAACUGAACCAGCUUAUAGAGGCUGCUGAGCGCAGGGAGAUAGAGCACAGGAACAUUAUUGAAGGUCUUGUUAAAGACCUACAUACUCUUAAGGCUACCUAUAUAGAAAAACAUGAAGAAAUGAAGCAGUUACUGAGAGAACUGAAUAGUGAUGAGUCUCUGAAUAUGACUGUUGAAUCUAUGAAGAAUGAAGCAAUAAAACCUGUAGAUGAUAUGUUAGAACUUGUGACAAAGGAAGCCCAGACAAAAGAGGAGCUUACAGAAAUUAAAACAAGCAUUGAGACAAAUUUAAGCUAUGUGGAUGGCAUUGUUCAGACUCUUAUUAUAAAGAGAGAAGAACAAGAGCAGCAAGAAUCAGAACGUGUUAGCUAUGAAGAGUCCCAGACAAGAUUAAAACUUGAGCAAGAAAAACAAACCCUAGUUAUGGAAAAUGAAGUGCGUCAGGCUAACCAAGUAGUUACCGAAGUUGAAGCAAAAGAAGAAAAUAAACAAGCUGUAAUCAUCACUCUAGGGAGGAAAAGAUAUGAAGACUUACAGAAGAAAAUGGAGGACCAUAUCAACUGUCUCAACGUGAUAAGUAAUGAAAAGAAGAAAGAAAUAGGAUGGAUAUUUACUACAAUUAAUCAGCUGGAUAGUACCAAUCACAAUAUCAAUAGAGAAAAGUUGCAAAAGCUCAUAGCCUAUUUAAGUGGUCGUAAUGUGCAACACAAUAAGAGAGUUUACUGUACCAAUAAUGACCCAUUAACUACAGCAUAUGUAAAAUUUAAGCUGAUAAAGGACAUGGUUAAAGUAGCAUUAGACACACAAGCCAAGGAGACAGGUGGCAUUGCAGCAUAUGCAUGGUUGAUAAUCAGCCUUAUAACAGUGUAUCCAGAUCUGUGGGAAAUAUUUCUUUACCAUAUCUACACAACAUGUCCAUACUUGGUGCCUUUGUUCAUUUAUCAGAAGGAAGGACAAAGCCAAGAUGAUUAUGACAAGGAAAGAGGGAAGAGAACAAAAGAGGGCUUUGAUCUCUAUUUAACCAGAAUGGGAAAUGCUGCUCUCUUGUUUGGUUUAGUGUUGGCAAAGAUGUGCAAGAAAAGUGGAAUGCCAGAAGAGGCACCCGUAGUUGGGUGGAAAUUUGUUGCUGGUCUACUCAUGCUUGACCCUUCUCCUGGCAUUUCAGCUGAAGUCCUUAGACAGUUCUUAUUAGGUGUUGGGUCAGAACUCCAGCAAAGCUAUGGAAAGCAGUUUGCAAAACUGAUGGAUUAUGCAACAGACUCAUACUUGGUUCAGCUAGAGGAGAUCACCAGUAUAGCUAAGGAAGGAGAAUCCUCAAGGAAUCAAUUGCAACAAUUGUUUGAGGAAUAUAAAAAAACUCGGAAGCUGAAGCCAAAUGAACAUAUAAACAAAUAUAAUUAAAAUUACCUUUUAUCUUAUAGUCAGGGAUUUACCAGAUUAUAUAGUCAGGGAUUUACCAUUUUAAAUAAUCAAGUUGCUACUGUGGAGAGAAAAAAUUCUGCAUUGCGUAUAUUUGUUGUAAGUUGCCUUAUUAAAAUGUGAAUUGUGUAUACUUAGUAACUCUUAAGAAGUGCACUUGAUCAUGGUUUGAGUGAAUAAAUUGAAGCAAGAAAUAAUAUUGUUUCAACACUUUUCUACCAGAGGUGAUUUCUGGUUGGCGAUUCUGUUUUUGAAGCAUUUGAUCUUAAAUUUGGUCUACGAAGUACAAGAUUACUAGCACUGUGCUACAUAAUUUCACAUUUGACAAAUUGAAUUAUUAGUGCUUUUCCUGUUACAUACCUUGAUUAUUUUUUGUUAGAAUAAAGGCAACAAUUUUAUACCUAUUUUCUACAGGCUAUUUUGUGUGCUUAAUAUGAAAGAUUGCAUAUAAUACUGUGAUAUAUUAUACGGUAAUUCACUUGUAAAAAAGAAAAUUUUUUUUUAUCGGCAUUAAUAAUACUGGUUUAUAUUUUCAGUUUUUGCUCCUCAACUUCUGUGAUAAAAUGUUUUACCUUCACAUCUUUUGUGUUAUUGUACUAUGGAAUUUUCCAAUGAAUGACUUUGGGCUUACAUCAUUUCAGUUUUUACUUGGAAUGUGGGUAAACUAUUUUAAGUUGAUAAAUGCAAGUUUAAUUUUAAACUGAUAUAGAGACAGCAGUGAAUACUGAUUAAUUAAAAGUCCAUAGCUCUGACAAACAUUGCAUUGUGUAUUUCCAUAUUCAGUUUAAAUAAAAUGGAAAAUUAUUUUAUCUUGGAAAUUUAAGGUUGAUGACUAAAGUAAUUAUAAUAGAAGCAUUACAUACUGAUGGAAGCCUAAUUAGGAGUACAUAUGGUGUUUGAAAAGUACCUAUUUUAUUAAGUGGUGACAUACCAAGAUGCAUGUGUUUAAGUACCUGAAAUCAUAGCAUUGUAUUUAUUUUAUUACUUGUAUAUCAAGAAUGACAAUUUUUUAGCUGUACGUAUUAUAAUUAACCAAGUUGGUUGUAAUGUUUAAAAUAUCUUCAGUAUUUGAAAGUAUGACUUCACUAUAAAACUUAUUUUUAAUUACAAAAUCAGGUUCUAUUCAAUAACAGACUGACAUACCUUAAAGUAGAGUUAUAAAUUUAUUUGAUAAAAUUGUGCAUAUGGUGUUUUCAUUUUAUAGCAAUGGUGCAACUGGCAUAUAAAUAUAAAUUAAAAAAAAAAUGCUUGGCUAACCCACUAGGACUGUUUCUGUAAUCACCUGUUUCCCACUAGUUGGCGCUGGAACGUUUAUGUUCUUGUAGGAAUUCUUAAUGCCAUGUCCUUAUGCAAACGGUGAGAAUCAGCGCUAGUAAAAAUUUUGAUCAUUUCUGGCUGAUUUUCUCCUGUAUGGUACUGGGCUUGUUUUCUGUUUUUGCAUUAUGUAACCUACAAUAAGCAGAGAUGAAAGCAUCAGGCUGUAUUGGAAAAAGUCUGUGGAAACCAAAUGUUCCAGUUGUACAUGGCCAUAUGGCCUAUGUGUUAGCCUAGCUGUUGAAGGCAUGAGUGUUGUUUUCAUGAUAUUUAGAUAAUAAGGAGUUUGUUUGUCUGUCUGGUGUUUUACGUUGGAUAAGAAGUAGUGAUCUGAUGAGAGGAUGAAAUUUUGUGAAGUAUCGAAUGUGUUAGACCUCCUCUGUCUUUUCCUUUUGUCUUCUGAUGUUGCUUCUCCUCCUCCUCCAUUAGCCUGCUAGUAGCCUAAGUUAAUUCCUCUCUCUCUUCUGCUUUGCCUUUGCUCUCUGUGAUUAAGGAGAAAUAUUUUUUCAUUAUGGUUAGAAAUUUCACCAUAUCAGGGUGAAGAUUGCUCUCCCCUAUAACUGACCUUUUUUCGGUUUCCCCCGCGUGAGAGGUACUGGAGCAUUGGCAUCUGUUUGCAGCCUGCUCUCUGGACUGCCCUGGGUCCAUAGGUCCUCUCUGUGGGCAAGGGACCAUGCUAUAUCUCAGGACCAAGGUCUGUGCCCUUUACCACCUUUCUCAGCAGUCUCUCCGGUUCGGGUUUGGUGCGUUCUCCUGACGAGUUGUUUGGUAAUUUGGCACUCAAAUUUACCAGCUCACGCAUUGUCUGUUUUGGGGAGAGUGAUGAUGUGUGUGAACUGGUAGAGUUACUUAUUGACACUAAGCCAUGUGUCAGUUCUCCUGUUAUCAUUUGCUUACCUGGUAUCGUCCUCCGAGCAAAUGAUAACUCUCCCCAGUCUUAUUUAGUUGUCCUCUCUAUCAUCUUGUAUUCAUCACCUUGUUUUGAGGUACAUGGAGUAUCACCAUUCAAGACAAUUGCAUAGUAUCAGGUUCAUGAAGGUGGUAUGCAUGCACUACCAACCUUCCUCUUUUCAGUUCUAGACUUCUUAUGAUUCAGUAAUUUUGGUUGGAAGGGUUUGGAGGAAAACAAACAAUAUUGAGCACUCAGGAAGGUGGUAUGCACUGCCAGGUGUACAAUGAAGCAAAACAAACAUAAUAGCUGGCUACCUAGAUUCAGACAUUUGGAUAUAUACUGUAUACAAACAUGGAAAUCCAUUUUAGCGCUUGCCUAAAAAUUUGCAAUUUAUGGCACCAUAAUGUGCCGAAUUCCAGUUAUCAGUGCCACAAGGCACUGAUAAUACAUAAGAGUUAUGGUGCCAUAUCAUACCUAACAGAGGUGCCAUUAACUAGUGAUCAGAGCUAUUAAUCAGAUAUCAGCACCAUAAAUAGCCGAGUUAUAGUUAAUGGUGGUUUUUAUUUAUCAGCACCCCGCCAAUAACUGCCUGUAUAUGAUAAAAACUUCAGCAAGGCAGUCCCUAGUUAUCAGUGGACUCGGUUAAUGGCCAUCUGGUUUUAUGGCGUUUGUCUAGAAGGGCGAUUUAUAGCACCAUAAUGCGCAGAGUUUCAGUUAUGGUGCCAUAACAUAUCUAACAGAGGCACCAUUGUCUGGUUAUCGGCACCAUAAGUGCCAUAAAUCACCAAGUUUCAGUUAAUGGCAUUUUUUACUUAUCAGCACCCUGCUGAGAACGGAACCCCCACCAUUAACCGGGGAUGUCCUGUAUUUAGAAAUUGACGAAAUUGAGUUACAUGGCAACACUCACUCGUGGUAUCCAGUGUUGCGACUCGAGUGGAAGGGAGUUUAUAGUAAACCGUUUCGCCUUGUGCUUCUGGCCAGUAAUCAUCGAAUGUGUUGUAUGCUCUCAUGUUUAUUACUGUGAUACGUGAAAAAAUAUGCAACUAAGAAAUCAUGUUUGUUUAUUGAGAAUACAAGCAUGAAAAUGUAAAAAAAUCUUCAACGAAAGUAUAAAACCAUUUGUAAUUUGGUUUUUCCGUGCUUCUCUUCUGUCUUCUUUCUCUGGAGAUACCUCAGUAAAAAGUUCAUACGUGAUGAGGAAUGAAUAUACUAGCCACGUGAAAUAUGACUCAUUUACUUUAUUUCAUUACCAAGAAAAUUGGUUCGGUAGUGAAUGCAAUGUUUAAGUUUGGUUAAGCUUCUCAGUAAAGAAGGGGUAAAGUGUUGCGCAGAUGGCACCAGCAGUCAUCACAUUUACAUGGUGAUGUCAUGCAAGAACCAUCUACCUUCCCCACCCAGCGGUCCAAUAGUAUUUACUAGUGCUGGCAUUCCGUGACGUCUUUGCUAAUGUUCCAUGUGUUACCUUCUCUGCAUUUUUUCUCCUUGCCAUCAUCGUCCGUGGACAGCUGUUUUCUUGCAUCUCAGUUUCGUCAUUUAGACUUAAGGGUAUUGGUUGAUUUUCCUUUAGUAUUUAAGCAGUGUUUAGCUCCUGUUGUUUCAAUUCACUUCCUUAAAGAUGAAAUCAUUGACUGGCACUCUUUAGUUUACAGAUUCGCAUAUAUUUUCCGUUGAGCCUAUCUAUAAAUUAUACGAUACAAUUUGGCAAUUUGCCACUUUUCCGUCAAUAAAUAUUCACUAAUU